Molecule: messenger RNA, 1932 nt
Organism: Paraglomus brasilianum
Lineage: Eukaryota; Fungi; Glomeromycota; Glomeromycetes; Paraglomerales; Paraglomeraceae
Source: the annotation of a GenBank genome assembly
AUGGAUCCCUAUCGACCUCCUCCAUACGCGCCGUACCGGCCGCCCUAUAACAUGCCGGGCAGUAUGCCAAGUGGAAUGCCAAACUUUGGCCAGCCAAUGCAUAGACCAGGCUUUGUUCCAGGUCCUUUUCACGGACGACCAGGGUUUGGCCACCCGCCUCGUUCAGGCUUCGCCGUUCAAGUUCCCGGAGGACCGGCAGCUGGCAAUUCCAACGAAACAGAAAAACUCACAACCCUUUUUAUUGGUGGCAUCUCGACCGGCGUAACUGACGAAUGGAUGGAGAAAGUUCUCAAGACGUGCGGCGCGUUGAAGGCGUGGAAGAGGGUUAAAGAUCAAUCAGGCAAUCCAAAGGCAUUUGGAUUUGCCGAAUAUGCUAACGCCGACAGUGUCUUGCGAGCAUUACGAGUAUUGGGGGGCGAGGGCGCAGGAGAGGAUAGAAAAGAUAAUGGUGUAGUUUUACCUGCAUUGGAAGAAGGAGCGUCACCAAAGAAACUCUUAGUCCGAGCUGAUGAAGAAACGAGAAAAUAUCUCGAUCAAUACGAAGCCGCAAGACCGAGAACAGCGCAUGAUAGCGAACAAGACAAGAAUGCACUACUCGCAGUCAUAGCUGUUAUCGAAGAGAUGACAAAACCACAAGACCAAUCAACUUCCCCGUCAUCAAAAUCUCUGCAAGAGGACGCUAAAUCAACAACAUCUUCACCGGCGGCUGAAAAUUUAGAGAAAAAUGAGGAAACAGAUCUUCCUGCUGAUUUACCACCAGAGCAGAAAGAUCUUAUAUAUCGCGAAAUAGCAAUAUUUAGAGAACGUGCAGCACAACGCGAACGAGAGCGUCGACGAGAAGAUGAAGAGCGGGCUAAUCGUCGAGCAAAGGCAGAAAAAGACAGAGAGGAACGACGCCGUGGGAAUGGGGAAAGGGAUAAUAGAGAUAGACAAUUUGGACAAUACCAACAGGCAGUAAAUUUUGUUCCGGCUCGUGAGGAUAAACAUGAUUAUGUUUUAGACGAUGAAGAUGAAGAACGAAGGCGACAAGCCAAGAGGGAAAAAGAGUUAGAGAUGGCCUUUAAGGAGAGAGAAAGACGUUGGGAGCAACGCGAAGCAAAAUUUGCAAGGCAGUACGAAAGGGAAAUGCGACAAGAAGCAGAUCAGAAGGAAAAGGAAAUACGUGACAGAGAAAUAAUGGCAAGAAAACUCGCUGAAUGGAACGAUGAUGUUGAAACAGAGCGUGGCACAGAACAAUAUUACAGAGAUCGGUCUCGAUGGUGGUACCAUAGACAACAAGUGAGAGCUCGCGAGCUUGCAGCGGACGAACAAGACCGCCUUCAAGAACAAGAAGAAAUGGAAGCGGAAAAACGACGACAACAAAGAGAACGAGCACUUGAAGAACGUAAACAAGAAGAAUUAAUAGAGAAUGAGAAAGUGACUAAACCUCUUUCCGAGGCAGAUACAAAUUCUACUCCUAAUGUACAAGAUGCAAACAACUCUACACAAACGAACAAUGGUAGUGUCAAAGCAAAAUUAACACUGAACAUAACAAAUAAACGACGAGCAGCGGUUAUGACUGCUGCUGCUGAUGACGAAGAGUCUGACGAAGAUGAAUCUGAGACCAGAUGGAAGAAGCGAGCGCUUUUGGUGAAUACUAUUCCAACAGAGAAGGAAGAAUUAUGGAAGUGGGAAGUAAAAUGGGACGAAUUAGAUGAGAAUAUUCUUAAUAAGAAAUUACAACCGUUUGUAAGCAAGAAAAUUGUACAUUAUCUUGGAGAACAAGAAGACGAGCUUGUAUCAUUUGUGAUGGACCAAUUACGCCGUAAAAGACCAGCGGAUGAACUUACAAAGGAGAUGGAAUCGACGCUGGAUGAAGAUGCAGAGAUUUUUGUAAUGAAAUUAUGGCGAAUGCUUAUAUUUGAGACGGAAGGUAAAACGCGAAAAAUCUAA